UUUGGAGAGGCAGGCAGAGCUACGCUCCCAGGCGGUGGGACGGCUUGAAGGCGCUGCUGCUGCUGCCGCCUUCGAGGAGGGCUUUGCGGUCUGUCGGCCAGCCAGGCUGCGGUUGGACGGGUGGGGGCAGGCAGAGAGGAGCCUCGGGGGCGGGGAUCGAGGGACUCAAAAGCGCGUGCAGAGGCAGCGUGCGCGCAAGGCUGAGCCCGAGAGCAGGAGGUCUCCAUCGCGGCGCCGGCUUCUCCUGAGCUGCCCCGACGUGCCAUGGCCUCGCUCCUCACCGCCGGCUUGCUGGGGCUUCUGCUGGUGCUGGUGCUGCUGCUGCUGCUGGCUUCUCGCUUCGGCAGAGCGCGGCGACCGGGGGAACCUCCACUUGACAAAGGUUUCAUUCCUUGGCUUGGGCACGCGCUGGAAUUUGGCAGAGAUGCCGCCAAGUUCAUGACUGACAUGAGGAAGAAGCAUGGGGAUAUUUACACAGUUCAAGCUGCAGGGAAAUUUGUCACCGUUUUGCUGGACCCCCAUUCCUACGAAGCAGUGCUUUGGGAGUCACGUUCCAAGCUGGACUUUGGCCAGUAUGCCCGCAUUUUAAUGGACCGAAUGUUUGAAGUCAAGCUGCCGGAUUAUGACCCUAAUGCGGAAAAGGUCAUGAUGAGAAUGACUCUGCAGAACAAGAAUCUCCCCACCCUAACAAAGGCAAUGUUCUUCAACUUACGAACCAUUCUGCUUUCUGACCCAGAUAGAGCCAGCCAGCAGUGGAAAGAGGAAGGUCUGUUUCACCUCUCCUACAGUACAAUGUUCAGAGCUGGGUUCCUGACACUGUAUGGCAAUGAAGGCAAAGAUUAUGAGGACAGCAGGAAUCAAGCUAAAGACCUGGCCUUCUCCCUGGAUAUAUACACUGAGUUUUAUAAACUGGACCGUCUUUUGAUGAAAGCUGCUCGCUCCAUCUUGAGUGCAGCGGAAAAGAAGGAAAUCAACAGCCUUAGGAAGCACCUCUGGAAGUUACUAUCUGUGAAGAGACUGGAUUGCAGAGCUAACCGAAGUGUUUGGCUGGACAGCUACAAACAGCACUUGGUGGACCUUGGACUAGAUGAAAAUAUGCAGACAAGAGCAAUGCUGUUGCAGCUCUGGAGUACUCAGAGUAAUGCAGGGCCUGCAGUUUUCUGGCUUCUCCUGUUUCUUUUAAAAUACCCUUCAGCCAUGGCAGCAGUUCAAGGUGAAAUGGAAGCAAUUUUUCGAAGUAGAAGACAAAAAAUUGGACAAAUGCAUGGAAUCAGCCAAGAGAUUUUAGACUGCACACCCAUUUUUGACAGCGCAUUGAAUGAAAUGCUACGUUUGACAGCAGCUCCUUUCAUCACCAGAGAGGUCCUUCAAGACAUGUGCCUGAGACUGGCAGACGGCAGAGAGUACAGCCUGAGAAAAGGAGAUAGGCUUUGCCUCUUUCCAUUUAUAAGCCCUCAAAUGGACCCUGAAAUUUAUGAGGAGCCAGAGAAAUUCAGAUAUGACCGAUUCCUCAAUUCGGACGGCACAGAAAAAACAGAUUUCUAUAAAGGAGGGAAAAGCCUCAAGUAUUACUCCAUGCCAUGGGGAGCGGGAAUAAAUGUCUGUAUCGGAAAGUUCCUUGCAGUCAAUAGCAUCAAACAGUGUGUUUUCCUCCUCUUAAGCUAUUUUGAUUUGGAGCUGAAAGAUCCCAAUGCAGCAAUCCCAGCCUUUGACAAGGAAAGAUACGGCUUUGGAAUGUUGCAGCCAGAGAAAGAUGUCAUCAUUCGAUAUAAACUGAAAGCUCAGUAAAAUUGUAUAUUUCUUCCCCUUAUCGUCAAGCUCCUCUGGACAUCCCUUCAUGUUCUGCAAGAAAACAGCUGCUCACUGGUUUCAGUUGAAAUUUAUUUUGACAUGACAUGGGUUGCUAAGGUAUAUUUAUAUGUUAUAGCUACAAAGAGGGCAUAAUAAAUUGUUCUCUGUGGCAUCUGCAAGCUGUUCAUUUGCAAAAGCUCACCGGAUGGCAUUUGGGGCCCCUUCAGACAGGUGUUUUCUGCAACAUGUCAUUGACUCAAUAACAGUGGUGAGCUUGGUGAGACCAAUCCAUACAUCAUUCUCCUUUCUUAUUUUGUGAUGCUGCCCCAAUGCCAUCUGGGGGCACAUUCUUACACUAUACUGCAACAAAAGUGGAACCUUUUAAAAACCCCAACAACCUUGACAGCAUUUAAUGUAUAAAAAGUUACAGGAUUUCAUCAGGAAUCUACAAGGCUCGUACCUAUUACAAGCAAAGCAAUAUGUUUUCCCAAAACAUUUCCAUGCGCAAACUAUCGAAAGUGGGAGCAUGUGUAACUGCCCCGAUACCAUCACCACGGAUGGAUGAUAACAAAAGAAUGUCUGGAGGAGUUUCACUACACCAUUGCAGGCCAAUAUGUUGUACAUCCAAAAAAACUGGUGGAAAAUUGCAGAUGCCAUGUGGAACCUUUUGAAGUGACAGGCACAAGAAGACCAUCGGCCCCACUUUGAUCCACAAAUAUUGGGUCAUAGAAUCAUAGAAUUGCAGAGUUGGGAGGGACCCAACUGGUCCAUCGCCCUGCAAUGCAGCGGAUCGAACCUGCAACCUUGGCAAUAUCAGCAGGAUGCUCUAACCAACUGAGCUAGUGGCUGAAAAGAUGUUUGACGCAAAUUUGUCAGUACUUCUUAGGUUAGUGAUUUAUGCUUUAGGGCUUUUCCAGGACUCAGGAGUCUGGAAAUUGCAGAAGAGUGAUCCAGACAGCAGACCAAGAAACUGCCAAAGCUAGCCUGAAUGAAACAGGCAGAGUGUGGGUCACUCAGCAAUUGUUUUCCAAAUCCCUAGACAUUCUUUGGGGAGGUGGGGAUCUCUUCUCCUCACUUCCUGGUCUGGUUUUCCCCACCUUCUGUUUUGUCACCAAGGCUACAUCUACACAGCUAUUAAAAAAACGCUCUGUAAAUGCUCUGAAAAAAGCCGUUUUAAAACUCACAAUGGAAAAUUUCACAGAGUUCCGAUUUCAGCUUCACACCACCAUCUGGUGUCACAAUGUUAUAAGGCAUUUAUAAUGUUCUAUUUUUAGUAAUGUAGCUGAGUCCUAAAAGCUCGCAAGCCUCUGUAUAAUUACUUUAGAGUAAGUCUCAUUGAGCUGGGUGGGACUUACUUCCCGGAAAACAUGGAAAGAAACCCAGUCAUGCUCUGGAUCACACAACCUUACCAGGGAGUAAGUUCUAUUGAACUCAAUGGAACUUUAUUCUGAGUUGACAUGCAUUGGAUUGUCCUGUUAAUUACUAUAGUUAAUGGAGGAGAUUCAAAAUAUUAUAUAGUGAUAAAUCACCAAACAAACAAACAAACCUCUAGCCACCUUUAAAAAAUCACUGGUGCACUUUUUGCCUUCCGUUGCUAAUGUUUUAAUAAAUCCAGCCAUCAGCAAGUACAGUGGUACCUCGGGUUAAGUACUUAAUUUGUUCUGGAGGUCC
Molecule: messenger RNA, 3462 nt
Organism: Podarcis muralis (Common wall lizard)
Lineage: Eukaryota; Metazoa; Chordata; Lepidosauria; Squamata; Lacertidae
Gene: PTGIS
Product: prostaglandin I2 synthase
Biological process (GO): prostaglandin biosynthetic process
Molecular function (GO): prostaglandin-I synthase activity; monooxygenase activity; iron ion binding
Source: RefSeq, a predicted model, not a curated record